AGAGCAAUUAGAUCUGAUAUGACCACAGAAGAGGUCCAAUAUCUUAAUGAACUAACCUUAGACAAGUUAUUGCGAUUGAAGAGUUCAUUGAAAGACUUUGCUCCAGAAUACGAUAAUGUAACAGACACCACCCCAUCUCUACACUCAAGUUUUGGAGCUCAAGCCAUGGCGAUGAAAGCCCCGAACGUUAAAAGGACGGAUUACGAAGACGCUUUGUUCAAGAAGAGUGGUUACGGAAAAAUUAGCAACAUUUUCUCCGUGUCGGUAACAACUUUAGCGUUUUUGGCUUUUGGAGGGUAUCUAUUGUGUUUGAUAGUUCAAGCGGUUAAGUCGAAACAGAGUACAGUCAUGACAACCCCGACCCCUACGUUCUUUGUCAAUUCUGGUAUCAAGAGACCUCAAGCGACGUUCAGUUCAUAUGGAAGGCGGAAACGGGGAAGGAGAGAAGUGGAUAACAUAGACAUCCCUCCGGAGGAGUUGUUUUCUGUUUUGGUGCAGCUUUGUGAAGGUUACGCAAAAUGGACCAAGAAAUACGAAAUUUAA
This is a messenger RNA of Pararge aegeria (speckled wood butterfly), 543 nucleotides long. RefSeq lists its product as uncharacterized. The record is from RefSeq and is a predicted model, not a curated record. Bases 19 to 543 code for a protein of 174 amino acids. NCBI's taxonomy places the organism in Eukaryota, Metazoa, Arthropoda, Insecta, Lepidoptera, Nymphalidae. The transcript has a single exon.